This is a messenger RNA of Toxotes jaculatrix (banded archerfish), 2897 nucleotides long. It is a transcript of the gene galnt3, whose product is annotated as UDP-N-acetyl-alpha-D-galactosamine:polypeptide N-acetylgalactosaminyltransferase 3 (GalNAc-T3). The record is from RefSeq and is a predicted model, not a curated record. Lineage: Eukaryota; Metazoa; Chordata; Actinopteri; Toxotidae. Gene Ontology annotation, cellular component: Golgi apparatus. The transcript has 11 exons. The coding region runs from base 248 to 2125 and encodes 625 amino acids.
GAUCCAACGAGACGGAAGUUUCGCGAGGGCAGAAAACGGAGCAAAUCUCUCUUUUUGUUUUUUUGUCUCCGCGGAAAGUUCGUUUGGAGUUCGCGCAACAAGCAGAGGAUAUCCAGUCAAAGCAGGAUGCCAUGCGUUGGAUUUAAUAAGAACUGUGUAAAGGGCUUUUUUUUGCAACCUUAAUCUGUUGUUCAGCGACUCAUGCUGAAUUUCAGUCCAAAGUCAGUCUGCUCUCCAUUCAAGAAGAAUGACAGCUUUCCGCAGAGUGCUCCGAAGGCGAUUGCACCCACUUAAACUGGUGAUAGUGGCCCUGGUCUUUGUCACAUUCGUAUUCCUCAUACAAUGGGAAGUGGGGAGCCAAAGCCAACAGGAGGACCCUUGGCUGAAGGAGAUGGCAGUGAAGCGGGAUGCCAUGCUGGGCAUGAUGAUGGGAGCUGUCAAUAACUUCAGGGAUGUGAUGCCAAAGAUGCAGAUCAGAGCCCCUGUACGACAGCAGGACAAAGCAGACAGCACGUCCUGUCUGCCAGGUCACUACACAGCCGCUGAGCUCAAACCAGCUCUGGAGCGUCCACCUCAGAGCCCUCUUGCUCCCGGAGCUGCUGGGAAACCUUUCCAUACAGACUCACUGAGCCCAGAAGAACAGAAGGAGAAGGAGAGGGGAGAAGAGAAACACUGCUUUAACCUGUAUGCCAGUGACCGCAUCUCCUUGAGCAGAGACCUGGGCGCAGACACAAGACCACCAGAAUGUAUUGAGCAAACCUUUAAGCGAUGCCCCCCCUUGCCGACCACCAGUGUGAUAAUUGUGUUUCACAAUGAAGCUUGGAGCACUCUGCUAAGGACAGUAUACAGUGUCCUCCACACCUCCCCUGCCAUUCUCCUCAAGGAGAUCAUCCUGGUGGACGACGCCAGCGUGGAUGAUGUGUUGAAGGAUGAGCUGGAUGAGUAUUUGAAGCAGCUGAGCAUUGUCCGAGUAGUCCGACAGCGAGAGAGGAAAGGACUCAUCACCGCUCGGCUGCUGGGUGCCUCCGUGGCCACCGGUGACACACUCACCUUUCUCGACGCCCACUGUGAAUGCUUUAAUGGGUGGCUGGAGCCUCUACUGGCAAGGAUAGCAGAGAACUACACUGCAGUAGUCAGUCCUGAUAUAACCACAAUUGAUCUCAAUACCUUUGAGUUCAUGAAACCGUCCCCAUAUGGCCAGAACCACAACCGGGGCAACUUUGACUGGGGCCUGGCUUUUGGCUGGGAGAGUCUCCCAGAUCAUGAGAGACAAAGGAGGAAGGAUGAAACUUAUCCUAUCAAGACUCCCACAUUUGCUGGUGGGCUCUUCUCCAUCUCAAAAGACUACUUCUACCAUAUUGGAAGCUAUGAUGAAGAAAUGGAAAUCUGGGGUGGGGAGAAUAUCGAAAUGUCAUUUAGGGUGUGGCAGUGCGGAGGACAGCUGGAGAUCAUCCCAUGCUCCAUUGUUGGUCAUGUUUUCCGCACAAAGAGCCCCCACACCUUCCCCAAGGGUACACAAGUGAUUGCUCGCAACCAGGUACGACUGGCUGAGGUGUGGAUGGACGACUACAAGGAGAUCUUCUACCGUCGUAACCAACAAGCUGCGCAGAUGGCAAAAGAUAGGACAUUUGGCGAUAUCUCCAAACGCGUGGACCUCCGGGCGCGGCUACAGUGCAAAAGCUUCUCCUGGUAUUUGAAGAACGUUUAUCCAGAAGUCUUCAUGCCUGAUCUCAACCCACUUCGCUUUGGCUCUGUGAAAAAUGUGGGCAAAGACUCAUGUCUGGAUGCUGGAGAGAACAAUGAGGGUGGGAAACAGCUCAUCAUGUACCCAUGUCAUGGACUAGGAGGAAACCAGUAUUUUGAGUACUCCACACAUCACGAGAUUAGACACAACAUUCAGAAGGAGCUGUGUUUGCAUGGGUCGGAGGGGACUGUGAAGCUGGAGGACUGCCAGUAUAAAGGCAGGAACACAUUUGUAGGAGCAGAACAAAAAUGGGAACUGAAGGAUAACCAGUUAUUCUACAUCCCAGGACUGAACAUGUGUCUGAGUGCCCGUCUUGAACAUCCCUCUCUUGCCCUCUGCAACCCCUCAGACAGAUACCAGCUGUGGUCAUUUGUUGUUUGAGUGUGCUACCACUUCACAAAUUGUUACUCUGCAUAGGCAUACUAGGACCGUGAGUACACUAUACUGUAUGCAGUUUUUUUUUUUUAGAUCAACAACAUGGAGUUUUAAUUUAUUUUUAUACAUAGAAGAACUGAACUGCUGCUGCAUUAGGAAAAAUACAGUGUGCCACUGCUGGAAGGAAGCAUUGAAACGAUGCCCCCAAUCAGACUGUGAACUGAGAUUCUUAGAGGAAUGAAGAUGCACUGUGUUGACAAGUGCCUCUUUUGUGUUUGUGAUGUUUUCACUAUUUCAAGUCUUCGCAACCAACACAUGCAGUAUUAGGUAUAUAAAAGCCAACACUGGAUAUGUUCCAUAAAGAUAUGCACAUGAAUCUAAAACAGAAUCAUACUAAACAGCACAGUAAAUCUUGAACACACAAAAAUCCCAAAUGUUACGCGCCAAAGAGACUGAAAGUGAAAAUCUGAAAUGCCAAAAGUAUGGUGUGCAUUUCUUUAUUUUUUUUUUUUGUACCGUCCAGUGCCUUGGAUGUAAUUUUAUUCUGAAUGGGAAAAAUGGUUGAGGGAUGAUGGUGGAAUGGGUGGUGGUGCAAUUUUCUGUUUAUACAGAAUAUCGGGUUCUAUAGUGUUGUGAUCAAAAGAAUCUUCAGAUCAGGGUUGAAGCUGAUAACUAGGGAUGCACCGAUCCACAUUUUUUCACUUCCGAUCCGAUCCCAAUACCUGAAUUUGGAUAUCUGCCGAUACUGAUACUAUUCCGAUACCAGAGCUCUGUUUGU